Molecule: messenger RNA, 3161 nt
Organism: Corapipo altera (White-ruffed manakin)
Lineage: Eukaryota; Metazoa; Chordata; Aves; Passeriformes; Pipridae
Gene: CHAF1A
Product: chromatin assembly factor 1 subunit A
Exons: 13
Biological process (GO): nucleosome assembly
Cellular component (GO): nucleus; CAF-1 complex
Source: RefSeq, a predicted model, not a curated record
GUUGCUGUUGCAGCUCGGCUGCCCUUCAAGCGCCUCAAUCCGGUGCCGAAGGAAAAAUAUGAGGUGGAUUCCGAGGUCAAGAAAGUCAAGAGCUCCCCGAGUGCUUUUGAUCCCAGCAAAGAUCCCGCCCUGGAUUCAUCCAACACAUCCCUGGACAACGUGGAGAACGACUGCCAGCUGGGCUCCGGCGGGAAUUUCCCCCCAAAACUCGUCAAUGGCAAAGGUCCCUUAGACCACUUUAUCCAGAAAAACCCUGGAGGUGACACGAGUGACCCUGGGCUUGGCCCCGAGCUGCCCAAGGGCUCUGGCCAUGGACUCGGUGAUGGCACAGCCCGGGGGGAUUUGGACUCUGGAGCUGCUUCACCCCCAGCUCACGGCACGACAGGGCAAGAGGUGACCCAACUGAGCUGCCCGAGCCUCCCUCAGGGCUCCCAGCCGGCGGAUUCCAGGGAGACUGGCACACCCCACGGAGAGGAAGGGCUGGCAGGGCUGGGCUGCAAGGACCUGGCGGGCAGCAAGGGCAGCCAGAGCGAACUGAAGGACGUGCUCUUUGAGGGGAAGGUGCCCGUGGUGCUCCUGGAGGACAUCAUGGCCGGGAAAACCCCCCAGGGGGCUUCUCCGGGUGGAAGCGCCACGUCGGGAAACGACACCGUGGAAUCCUCUCCUGAGGGAGACUCGGGACUCACCAACUCCUCGCUGAGCUCCGGGAGCUCCCCCGAGGUGCAGCUGGUGGCAGAAUCCAAGAGGAACACGAGUCCUUUGGCUGCCUCCACCCCCCUCAGGAAGGUGCCUCAGAAAUUCCACAGGAGUUCUGCAGAGAAGGAGAAGCUGAGGUUGCAAAGGGAUCAGGAGAGAGCAGACAAGCUCCAGAAGCUCCAGGCAGAGAGGGAGGAGAAGGGGAGGCUGAAGGAAGAGGCAAAAGCUGCAAAAGAACGAGCCAAGGAGGAGGCAAAGAAGAGGAAAGAGGAGGAGAAAGAGCUGAAGGAGAAGGAAAGGAGGGAAAAGAAAGAAAAAGAGGAGAAGGAGAAAGCGGAGAAGCUGAGGGUGAAGGAGGAGAAGCGCAAGGAGAGGCAGGAAGCGUUGGAGGCAAAACUCGAGGAGAAGAGGAAGAAAGAAGAGGAGAAACGGUUGAAAGAGGAGGAAAAGCGGAUUAAUGCCCAGAAAGCAGAAAUCACGAGGUUCUUCCAGAAACCAAAGACUCCACAAGCCCCCAAGAUCCUCGCUGGCUCCUGUGGGAAGUUUGCUCCCUUUGAGAUCAAGGAGAACAUGGUUUUAGCUCCCCUCAGCCGCGUCCCUCCGGAUCCCGACUCCUUGGAGCAGCUGGAUAAGCUCCUUCCCGCCCAAAACUGGGAAGUUUCUUUCCUGAGGGACCUAAAAUGUCGGAAACCACGAAAAUCUGGCCCCACCUGGGUCAGGAACAGCAACGACACAGUGAACAGCGACGUGGUGGUGGUGGACAACUGCCAGAGGGACGGUGUUCCCGAGAGGGAGAAGUUUGGGAGGAUGAAGCUGCUGCAGUUCAGCGAGAACCACCGGCCUGCCUACUGGGGCACCUGGAACAAGAGCACCACCCUCAUCCGGGCCCGGAAUCCCUGGGCCAAGGACACUAAACUGCUGGAUUAUGAGGUGGACAGCGAUGAGGAAUGGGAAGAGGAGGAGCCUGGAGAAAGUCUCUCCCACAGUGAAGAGGAUGACGAAGAGGAGGGAGAGGAUGAAGAUGAGGACGACGGGUUUUUUGUACCCCAUGGGUACCUAUCUGAAGAUGAAGGUGUGACAGAAGAGUGUGACCCAGAGAACCAGAAGGUCCGUCAGAAGCUGAAGGCCAAGGAGUGGGAUGAGCUCAUUGCCAAGGGGAAGAGGUUCCACGUCCUCCAGCCUGUGAAAAUAGGCUGUGUGUGGGAAGGGGCAGAGCAGGACAGCAGCACUAACCCCGACCUCAAGGUUCUCCAGCAGUUCACAGCCUGUGUCCUGGACCCCCCUGUGGCAGAGGAAGAGCAGCAGAUCCAGAAAUGUAGCAAAAAAAGAGCCAGAGAUCAGCAAAUCCUGGGCCACCUCCUGCCGCUGCUGCACGGCAACGUCCACGGGAGCAAGGUGAUCAUCCAGGAAUUCCAGGAGUGCUGCCGGCAGGGACUGUUCCAUGGCGUGACCGAGGGCACCCAGGGGAGCCCCCCCCGGCCCCAGCCCCCCUCGGGGGGGGAGGACAUUGGGGUCCCCUCCAAGGCCAGGCUAAAGAGGAUCAUCUCAGAGAGCUCCGUGUACGAGAAGAGGCCCGAGCACAGGAUGUGCUGGUACGUGCACGGGGACGUGCUCAGGAGCUUCCAGCAGGAGCAGCUGCCCGUGCCCUGCCAGUGGAACUACGUCACCCAGGUGCCCUCCUCCUCCUCCUCUUCCUCUGGGAUUCCCGCCGGGAAGGAGGAGGGUGGCCCCGCGCCGGGCGCGGCCGUCCCACAGAGCACCCCAGUGCCCGCCAAGAGGAGGGUGCUGGGCAGCAUGAACAUCACCAGGUUCAUGAAGAGACCACGGGAGGCCGGGCAGGCUGAAGCUGUGGAGAUGGAUGGAUUCCAGGCAGACACUGAGGAAGAUGAGGAAGAUGAUGACUGCAUGAUUGUGGAUGUACAGCCAGCAAAAGACUCUCCAGCUUCAGAAUCCAGUGGGACAAGAGCUGCUCACCAGGACAGCAGCAGGGUCAGCCCAUCUAAUACAAUUUGAGACUUAAAAACGCCUACUAACUCCUCUGUAUGUAUGUAGAAUGGAUUAGAAAACUUUAAAACCCUGUGUAUCUUCGCCCAAGAUACUUGAAAGUAUUCCACAUUUCUUGUAAAGAGAAGACAGCACUUUGUUCUGCUUCAGCCCAGAUGGAAGCUUAAAUUUUUUAUAUUUUUUUUUUUUUUAUUUUUAGCUUUUUUUAGCUUGGUUUUUAAAAAAAAAAAAACAACAACAAACAACAAACUGCAUAUUAAUCUGUCCUUAAUAAAGCAUUAUUGAAAUUUUGAUACUUCUUUGUAAUGGAAGGUAUCUUAAAUUAUCUCUGGAAGUAGCUGAGGGAUUUUUGGGAUAAGCUUAUUGUGAUGCCACUGGGGGGAAUGAUGACUGUUCAUAAUGUUGUACAGCGUGGCCUUGGGUAUAAAUGAUGUACAAUUAUAUAUGAAUUUAUGCUCUUG